UGACACCGCUGUCACCUCAGGGCCUUGUUUAUGGAGCCGACGUUGCUGAUGUUGGAUGAACCCACCAACCACCUUGACCUCAACGCCGUCAUCUGGCUCAACAAUUACUUGCAGACCUGGAAGAAGACGCUGCUGGUGGUGUCCCACGACCAAGGUUUCCUCGAUGACGUCUGCACUGACAUCAUCCACCUCGACGCCCAGCGCCUCUUCUACUACCGGGGCAACUACAUGACAUUCAAGAAGAUGUACCAGCAGAAGCAAAAGGAGCUGCUCAAGCAGUUCGAGAAGCAGGAGAAGAAGCUUCGCGACCUCAAAGCCGGCGGCAAAUCCACCAAGCAGGCGGGACCCCCAUCCCUCAUGUGA
This is a messenger RNA of Egretta garzetta (little egret), 363 nucleotides long. RefSeq names its product ATP-binding cassette sub-family F member 1-like. The record is from RefSeq and is a predicted model, not a curated record. The transcript is spliced from 4 exons. NCBI's taxonomy places the organism in Eukaryota, Metazoa, Chordata, Aves, Pelecaniformes, Ardeidae. Gene Ontology annotation, molecular function: ATP binding. Bases 31 to 363 code for a protein of 110 amino acids.